Messenger RNA from Bufo gargarizans (Asiatic toad), 8067 nucleotides. It is a transcript of the gene JCAD, whose product is annotated as junctional cadherin 5 associated. NCBI's taxonomy places the organism in Eukaryota, Metazoa, Chordata, Amphibia, Anura, Bufonidae. Gene Ontology annotation, cellular component: ruffle membrane; adherens junction. Gene Ontology annotation, biological process: positive regulation of blood vessel endothelial cell proliferation involved in sprouting angiogenesis. The record is from RefSeq and is a predicted model, not a curated record.
UGUUCAGAUGCAUGUGAGGUCAGCCCUUCUACAGCUGUAUUGUACAUACUGUCCCUACUUGAUUUUUUAAAGUAUUUAUUCAAGUUUGUUUAUUGACCAUUGAAUGACAGUCAAUAUCAAGAAGGCGUGCUUUAAUGACAUGGUGUACCCCAAAAUAUGAUAAUGAGCAUGCUAUUGAGAUGGAACCCCAAACUUCUGUGUUUUGCACCUUUAAAACUUUCAGACUAGCUGCAAAAUCAUGAAGCUGUUGAGGGAACCUUAUCCUUUUCCUAGUUUCUUUCCAAGUGACUGCAUUUACUAGGCAUGCUCAGCAGUAGCUUCAUGCAGUGCUGGAUUACAAUUCUGUAGCUGCUGCACACCAAGUAGAGGACUGCAAGCAUGGGGGGACUCACAAGGUUAGGCAGUCUGAUUUGAGAAGAGUUGAUGUCUGACACCAGCCAGGAAUAAUAUCCCUCCAUGAUGAAAGACCCUUUGAAAGUAAGGUUUGCCCCGGCAUAGCUGUUCCUCCAGGAAGCACAGCAUGUUCAGCGUAGAGGACCUCCUAGUUUCUCAUGGGUACAGAGUGUCGAAGAGCACGCUUUCCACAUAUCAGCACAGGACUGACGGCUACCAACAUGAAGCUACAGACACGAAGCCUCGCAAUGGCAUGUUAAAUGGAUAUCCGCCGGACCUUCCAGACACUAAUGCUGUGAACCCUGCUCCAACCAAGAACCUCUUCAGUGACCAUGAGAAGGGUUGUGUGAACAAGAGAAGGCAGAUUUCUUCUGCAGGUUAUCCCAGGAGCACUCAGUCUACAGACGCAUGUCAGACUACAGACACGGGAGCUCCUGAAAGGCUUCAAACUGAAAAGCCAUGCUGGGCAAGGUCAGAUAAAGAUAUACAGUACUGGAGAAGGAGAGGCCAGGAUUUCAGUGUUUUUGUAAACCAUGUCGGCAAUAGACCAACUUGUGAAAAUUCUGCAUCAUCCACAGAUAUUGAAGGAAAGAGGAAAUGUAAUUUUAUAGAUAAAAACAGCAAGGAAUUUCACAAUACAGCAGCUGAGAAUGUGGAUAAAGUUAAGCAAAAAAUAAGAGUGAGUCCAAAAUCAUCAGACAGCCAAAUGUCAGAUGGCAGUUGCGAAAAGCUAGAGUUUAUCCCCUCGAUUCUCGAAGAUGGAUCAUUCUUGGGUCCAAGUAAACAGAAAUGUCAGUUGAUGCCAAAAGUUUUGCCUGAAGGUCCAUGUCAUAUGGCUAUAUCUUCAACUACGGGUGAUAGUUCUUUUGUAAAGGAAAAUAAAAUACCUCACAUGGAUAAUUAUGUUGGACAAAAGGACUUUAAAAGUGUGUUCUUAAAUUCGAAAUAUAGUCGACCUUCAAAGCCACCCUCAUAUGAACUUCACCAGCAAACGUGGGGAGCUGUGGAUGUAACUGAAACACAGGAAAACCAACAAAAAGAGGAACACAAUUCAUCUCCUAAAGUGUUAGAGGCCCCCCAGGAAUCCUGCUUUCAUGACUCAGGCAUGGAACCCCCUCAUUAUAUACCUCCUCCAUCAUAUAAGUCCCCACCUCUCCUACAUGCAGCUAAUCAACCUUUUAAAAAAGUGCCUCGCUCAAGUGAUUGCCAAAAUAUUUCGGUAGAGAAAACUAGCACAAGUGACAAAAAGCCAACCUGUUGUCUUGGGAAUAAUGCUCCAUUCACUAAACCUUCCACCCACAGACAUUCUGAACAUUGUAAACACUCUGUGCAAUAUAUCUCUUUUAAUGAUCCACGUAUAAAACAUAUAGCAGGUGCCCAGGAGGCAGAAAAACAAAAUCACAGUAAAAAACACAAUGACCAUUUUAGACUUGAGCAAUGUGGUAAAGAAAGUAAUUUUCGGAAGCGAGAACAUGACAGUGCCUUUAUCAAUCCUAGAAAUGCAGGCCAUCAUUUUGUAAAAAGAGAGGGUAUAAAACACAAGCAAUGGUUGCACAUCUCCAUCCCCGAUCAAAUGUGCUAUCCUCUCCCGGAAAAUAGAGAUGGAGCUACUGCUUGCAGUUUACCGGAAGACAGUGAGCCUACUCACAAACUGUCUCUGAAAAAGACCCAUUCUGACAGCGCUUGUGAAACUGUGACAAAAGUUAAAAAGUUUGAGCCCGAAUCAUUUGUUUUUAGCAAAAAAAGUUCAAAGAGAAAACUGAAUGAAACAAUAUUUUGCUUGGUCUCCAUUCCUGUUAAAGCUGACUCUGCCACAUCAGAUAUGUCUAAGAGCAACAACCGUAUAGCAGACAAUGUGGACAGGAUGAACAUGUUAAAACAUAGCAACGGGGGUCUACAUGAGCAAAGGCUUUUAAGUGCAUCUUCCAGUGACUUAGAGCUGCAAACACUUACAGGAAGCAUGAACAAUAAUACUGAGCUACUAAACCAAGCCCAGUCUAAAACAGAGGAAAAUAAACAAGCAAAUGACCUCAGAUCUGGUGAGCAGAGGAAACACAAAGAACUGACAUAUUCUGGCUCCUGGCCAGGAGAUCAGUACAAAGAUCAACAAACUCAAACAGUUUUUACAGAUAUUCCGACUACCCCACUUUAUAAUGGUACAAAAGAAAGUGAACUCGAAAACAAAUCCCAAUUCGUUCCUUCAGGUGCAUUGGGAGAUCCACAAAGACAUCCAGAAAAUGCCAGACCAAAUAUAUUUGGUAUAAAAGGUCACGUUAGCUUUGCCCCAUCUACAAAUAGCGCAUUCUCCAGGACAUCUUUUUUGUUGACACAGAUACCUAGAACAGAGCCAUGCCAAACGUUUGAACUGCCAAAUGCAAGUACUGAUGGAAAAGAAAAAAAUGUCAAGUGUGAAAAGAAUGAGUUUGAAGAAGACAAUCCAUGCAAUAAAAAAGAGAUUUUUGGACAGUUCCUUUUAAAACCUGUAAACCGACGACCAUGGGAUGCUAUAAGUGAACUAGAAAGUAUGAAUAAAGAGUUUCAGGAUCAAGAUAGCUGUACUAAUGCUAAUAAUGGAGAAAGGAACGUAGUGAAAGAGCAAAGUAGCAUGACAGAGCAAAGUAAGGUUACCCAGGUGGACUUUCCUUCAACACGGACAGCAUUAAGGAGAGAAAUGUUGAGCAACAAUAGGCAUAUUAUAGAGGUUGAAGAAGUGCCAAUGUUUGAGAUUCUUCGGGAUCAAAGUAAGUUAGAUAAUUGGUGCACAGAGAAGUUGACGUAUCACAGUAGUGAGAUUGGUGCUGAGUUAUGCAAGUCUUCAAAGAUUAUUGAGGUGAAGAAUAAGGCCGUUAAGUUGUUAGAUGGAUGUUUAACAGGAGAAACACAAGUUCUAGCAAAGAAAGCAGUAGACAAACUGGCUACAAACACUGGAGCAAUGACUAAAUCAGAACAGGAACAACCAGGGCAAACACAUUCAAGUAAAAUCCCCAUCAAUAAAAAACAGCUUUCCACAAAUGCAGGCUUUAAUCAUUUUAAAGAAGACAAAACAUGUUUUGACCGUACGUUUUUUGACAUUGUGAAGGUCAGCUGCGCAAAAUUUGGCCAACUAGGGGACAAUGUGAUCCGAAAGUUGUCAUUAGCUGACAGAAAUCAUGGACAUUCUGUUCCAGACCUAAGUAAGCAGUUCGUCAGCACAAGUAGCAAUGGAGACUUUUAUGAGGAGCACAAUUAUUUGGAUAUUCCUGAGAAUGAGUCUCUACAUGAGAGAGCUGCAAGAAUUCUUGGAAUUGAUGUAGCAGAAGAUUGCCUGGUGUCAAAUGGGAGCUCUGAAACUCAAAGUCCCGAAAAUGUGCUUCCUGGUCUACAACCAGACAUGAGUACCAGAGAGAAAAAAAUAAGUGAAAUCUUUUUCCCUACAAAAGAGAUGACAGGGAUAUUCAAGAGUGUCCUACAGUUGCCUUUAGACAAUGGGAAAGCUGCUGAGAAAUUAAAAGAUAUUUAUCAACAUCAAGGAUCCACCUUUUUCAUGUCAGUCUGUUCAGAACACAGUGAGACAACCAUUCCUAGCAGUGCUGAAAAAAGAGUAAGGAACCCAUCCAAGAAAAUUGAAACUUUACAGGGGAAGCUUGCCUCUACACCUGUUCGGACUGCUAUAGAUCGCCUUGCUCGAAUGAAAGAGGUUGAUUCUGUUUCACGUAUGAGGCGGUUAAGUAUUAAAAGCACAGAUUCAGGUGAUGAAUUUGAUGAAGAAAAACAGUUCCAUGGCUUGCAAGAUGGAAAAACAAGGAAAUUUUCCACUGGCUCAAUUUAUAAAAGAGUGAUAUCCUUGGAUGAGAGUCUACUCUUAAUACCAAAAGGAAAAGAAAAGUUGGAUCUAUCCUGCACAGAUGCCUAUGACCCAGCAAGAGUGGAAAGAGUUUAACUUUGACAAUUUGAUACAGUGUCAGUGUAUAUGUACCGAAAGAUCCAGAUGGCUAUUUUACCUUGUCUUCUCAACUGAAGUAUUUUUAUGGCAUACCCACACUGCUAUUACUACUGCCAAGUGAAUGGAACUUGUCAUCUUCACUGUACAUAAGUAGAAGGAUACAUGGAAUUUACUGGGAGAGUCUUUUUUGUAAAAAGCACACUAAAGAGAUUUCUGGCCAACUCUUACCAAUGAGGUCUGUAAACAUAACUCAUUUUUGACUUGCCCAUUGUAUGUCAUGGUUCCAAUGAAUGUAGUAUUUAACCCUGCAUAGGUAUGACGAUGGAGGCUUGUAACAACCUGAAUGUAUCCACACCAACUACACCAACGCAUUGCAUGGACUGGGAGAGCCUGUUCCUUUCUUUUUUUACCUACUUGGAUGCUUGUACUUUGCUGCAUUUUUGACGGAUGGCUAAACACGUAAUGAAUCCAACUCAUCACACAUCAUUAAACCUCUUCACUGAUGACAGCUCUGUGAAGAAAAAAAGAACUCUGUUUUCAAGAACCUAUGUGUGUUUCAUGAAUGCAAAAACCCUUCUAAACAACAGCUCGGAAAGAGAAUGAACAUGUCUAAUUGGAUGUGUGUCUAUUCUGUCGGAGAACCGCAACAUGUUUUGACUGUGGGGGAGGUUUUAAAGACCUAUAGGAAAAAGAACUGGCUGCAAUGUAGAGUGUGGAUUUUCUUCUUCAUAGAGAUAUCAGCAAACAUCACGUUGACAGCUGAUUUUUCCAAAGGUGGCAAGACUUGCUACUUGUAAUGAUCAGUAAAUUAAUUUCAAAUGGGGAGAGUUUGCCAAGAGUAAUAAAGGAGUGGCAAAGGACCUGAAAUGUCACAAAGGGUUUGAUACCAUCAAGAGAGCUAGUGAAAUAUUACACAUCUCAAAUCAUAGACAGUUGUAUGUCUAGAUCUACAAGACUCAAUGUUCCUUCCUUUGUAGCUCUUCUGGUUAAUCUUAUGUCAUGGGGUAGCAUUUAAUGCAAAGUACAUGUACAGUUUUUUUUUUCAAGAUAUAUCACCUUACCUCUCGGCAUAAAAAAUGGAAGGGAAACAGCACUUAUGAUCGAUAUAAUACCCUUAAAGUUUCAGUGUUGGCUUUUUUUACAUGCAUUGAGUCUACAUAUACGAUGGUUAUUUCUAAAUAAUGAAUAGAGGGCUAGCCCUGUGACUACUAGCACUUCAUUCAUAUGACACAAGAGUAAGUCUCAAGUGGCUUCUAACAUGCAGUCUGUUCCAAGAUACGUUCAGAAAUUCAACUUGACCAUUUAUGGAUGGAAGCAUUUUAUUGUGCCUGAUACUUGUUUGUUCUGUUGUAUAUAAGGAAGAAGAGGUGAGCACUGUUGCGUCUUAUAUAUUAUAUACUAGGCCAUUACUUUGUGUAUAAAAUAUAUAUAUGAACCAUCUAUCAUUCUAAGGGAAGCCAUUUAAAAGCAAUAUUGUUACAUUGAAAGCCGUACAUUCAUAUACAUGCAUUCAUGUUGUUGCCGACAUGACUUUUGCAAAUGGAUAUGCCGCUACAUGUCAUACCUCCAUUCGCGUUAUCAGUGCCUGCUUCCUUCAUUCAUGAUUUCUGCCUUAUUCUGCCAUUGUACUUUGCAAAGCACAUGAAGCUAUAGAAUAUAUAUUGACUGUGAUAUAUUCUGCAAGAAUCUCCAUUACUUGGAAAAAGGUCUAGCUAACCUCUUGCUUUGUGGUUGCUGCAGAACGUCAUGUUCUAGCCUACAGAAUCUGGUAGUUUGCAGUAGAUACAUGGACAGUGGUUGCAUUCCUCUGCACUAGAAUGAAUAUAUAUGUGUGUAUGUGUCUUGUCUCUUAGUCAUAGUUAUAAAAUGCUAUUAGUUUAAGUGCCUAUGUUUGCCACCACCUGGUCACAUAUGCAAGUAAGAAAUAGACCAUACAUCCAAAGACAUCUGCUUUGUCAUUCCAAAGCUGUGCCAUUGCAUUUCAUAUUGACUAGCACUUUAAUAACGCAAAUGUGUCAUUUUUGGUGGUACAUGCCCUUUCUAAGAUAAGACACAUCAGCGCUCACCAUUCUUGUUGUGUAUAUGUAGUGAUAAUCAAAAAUACAAUGAGUGAAGUCGUGAUAUUUCGAUAAUGCUGACUACAUCUCUCCUUGGUCAUGCGCUUAAUCAGAUCUAUAUUGGGCUUAAUACAAGGUAAAUGUCAACCUGAGAACAUCUUCUACAUCAGUCCUUGAUUUUCAUGGGGCAGAUAUCAAUAUCUUGUUAAGUGCAGUAAAUAUAUGUAUUUCUAGAAAACACACUAAACACUUCCAUUUUCCAGUCUGGCCAGUAGUAACAUACAAGGACAUCCCCCAAUCAUCAGUUUACCUCUAGUCUACGAGCCUCCUGCCAAAGUAAUGUGAUAUAGUAAGGAAGAUCUUGGUGGAUUAUUAAUAGUUUUGGUCUUUUGACAGUUUGCAGUUGAAAGGGGUGCGGGGUGGUGUUUCCUAAUCUGGUCCUUGUAGAACCCCAAAAUGCCAACUCUUGGUGAUUUCCUUGAUAUUUCACAGGUAGAUUUUAGUUUUAUUAGGCUAACAAUUUUCACGUGUGUUUUCUCAAUGGGAACUCCUGAAGAAAUGGCCUGUUGGGUUUCCCUGGGGACUGUAUUGGGAAACACUGCUCUAAAUAAAGAGACUGGGCCAAAUGCUACAUAUUUGUUCAGUUUUCUCUCAGUUAUCAUUCUUUACAUGGCCUGCCCCAGUGCUACAUUGAGUUAACGUUUAAUUUCCCCUGCUUUGGCACUACAGUAAAACUGAGCACCCAGCAGUGGAACACCUUAUGAUCAGCUUAUUGUUGAUAGACCAGUCUAACAAAACAAACAUUUUCCAAAGUGGAUUUCACCUUUAAAUGUGGUUAAUAUGUAGAAUGAUGAAGCUAAACGGUGCAUAGUGGCUCAAAUGUAUUGCCGUCAUUAGAUAAAUCUUUGCAAUACAUACAAACAGGUCUAAUCUUUUUCCGGUGAUGAGUAUGACGCAGCUUUUUAUAUGUUAGCAAAGUUACGGUAUGUCUUUUUUUUUUAAUAAAAGGAUGUGAAAUACUGUAUGUACAGCACUAGUGCAAUCUAAAUGGAGUUGCCACUGAAUAUAAUUGCAUAUGGAUGCUACAUGUAUAGAGGUGUAAGCUACAAAUAUGUAACAUUAUCUCAUGUCAAACAGCUCUUUAUAGAGGGUUUUUAUCAUUUGGGAAAUGUAAUACCAUUUAGAACAUUUUAAGGAAUACCAGGGUAAACAUUUUGUAAAUGAGAUUUUAAAUUAAAACAGGACUGUGCUCAUGAAUCAUUAUAGUACUGCGGGCAGUCUUUCUUAUGUAGGUUCAGCUGCUUAUAAGAGGUAGCGAGAUUGAGAGCCAUGUUAUCUCCCAUAUUUUUAUCACACAGUCACCCAGAAGGUUGUUUCUCCAUCUCUUGUCUCCCCCGUGGUCAGUCACAAGUCAUCCCUCUCACAAUGCAGAGAUAUAUUUGCAUCUGUGCUUGUUGAGUGUGAAACGUCAUCUGGUAUCAAUCACAGGGGCAGACCAAAGCUCAUUCAGAAGGCCAUAUGAAUGAGUCCGAAUUGCAGAACGGACGCGGACCGCAUCCUUGGUUUCAUUCUACGGCCCCUCAAAAAAGAUAGAGCAUGUCAUAUUCUUGUCCUCAAUUAUAGUAACAGUAUAUAAGGCCGAAAAAAGACAUUUGUCGAUCCAGUUCGGCCUGUUAUCCUGCAAGUUGAUCCAGA